This is a messenger RNA of Tremella mesenterica DSM 1558, 579 nucleotides long. RefSeq lists its product as uncharacterized. The transcript has 3 exons. Lineage: Eukaryota; Fungi; Basidiomycota; Tremellomycetes; Tremellales; Tremellaceae. Bases 1 to 579 code for a protein of 192 amino acids. The record is from RefSeq and is a predicted model, not a curated record.
AUGAGAAAAGCUGCUAAUGCUCAAGUAGCUAGGAGUAGAUCAAGGUUGAGAAUUAUCAAAUCGGCAUACGAAGAGAUCAACUUGGAAUUCGGUCGUUUGAUAGCUUGCGAAACUAGGAACAUCCAACCCAGACGAUUGGAUAAAGUUCGUGAGUUGGCUAAAAGUGAAGAGGAACAAGUGACCGCCGCUCGUUCAAACGAAAAAGGAAAAGGAACAUUGUUCACACGUAAAGGGAAAGACAUUGUAUCCCCUCUCAACUUUUAUUCGAUCCAUCUUUGUUCCAUCACCGAUCCAUCGGAAUUAGAAGAGGAAUACUCUGUCGAAUACGAACAAUUCAAAAUCAUAUGUCAUCAAGCUGGGAUACCCAUACCGAAACUGAAAACAAAGACCAAAGGCGAGAUCGAUGGCGAGAAGAGAGGGAAAAGGAAAGGUAAAAUGUGUGGUAGAUGUUUUUUAAAGUCGAAAUCGGAUAAGAAGAGGAAGUUUGAUAGUGUCAUUUGUCGUCGUUGUCAUGAUGAUUUUACCGAUGAGGACCAAGAGGACGAUGAAGAGGAUGAGGAGGAAGAAGAAGAAGAUUGA